AUGCCGGCCAGCUUGCUACCUUCUUCUUCAUAUAGAUCACAUGAGCACAAAAAUUCUCUUGAUUUUGGUUCUUCUGCUAAACCAGAAAAAUCAGCUCCAUCUGCUUCUAAUAUAACUAUCCAAAGGCACCUGAAAAAUGUCUCACGAUAUAAAGCCUCAGAAGCGCCGAUUCUUUGUUCUGGCUGUGGGGCAAGGACUGAACUGUAUAUCAAGGAUUCCAUGAGAUUCAAUUUUUCUGAGAUUCAGUUGGCCACAGAUGAUUUUUCGAAGGAUAACUUGCUAGGAGAAGGAGGUUAUGGCCAUGUAUAUAAAGGUAAACUACAAGAUGGGCAGCAAAUUGCAGCAAAGGUACGCAAAGAAGCAAGCACGCAAGGAUUUACAGAAUUUCAAUCUGAGGUAUAUGUGUUAAAUUUUGCCCGUCACAAGAACAUUGUAAUGCUAUUGGGUUUUUGCUGCAAGGAGAACCUUAACAUUUUGGUUUACGAGUAUAUUUGCAACAAGUCCUUAUAUUGGCAUUUAUUUGAUAAAACUGAAAAUAUGCUUGAGUGGCACCAAAGACUUGCUAUUGCCAUUGGAACUGCUAAAGGGUUGCGUUUUCUGCAUGAAGAGUGUCGUGGCGGUCCUAUCAUACAUCGAGACAUGCGACCAUGCAAUAUACUUCUCACACAUGACUUUGUUCCAAUGCUUGGAGAUUUUGGCCUUGCAAGAUGGAAAACUGGCGAUGACCCUGAGCAGACAAGGGUGCUUGGCACACUUGGAUACCUUGCUCCAGAGUACGCAGAGAAUGGUAUAGUUUCUGUAAGAACAGAUGUCUAUGCAUUUGGCGUUGUUCUCUUGCAACUAAUAUCAGGACGCAAAGUAGUUGAUGAGAAAAGGGAGGAAGGAAAACAAUCCAUUAGACAGUGGGCAAAACCACUGAUUGAGCGCCUUGCACUACAUGAACUCAUUGACCCUCGUAUUGGAGAUACAUAUGAUACAUAUGAAUUGUACCUCAUGGCUAAAACAGCUUACUUGUGUGUGCAAAGAAGCCCUGAAAUGCGACCAUCGAUGGGCGAGGUGGUGCGCUUUCUUGAAGCAGAAAGUGACUAUGCCCAGCAUUUGGGGGAGCGAUUUGCACGUCAUUAUGCAAAGCGAUAAGGAUGAUAAUGGUACACAUAUUUUAUGCUCCCUUAUUUUCACUAUUUAU
Molecule: messenger RNA, 1186 nt
Organism: Populus trichocarpa (black cottonwood)
Lineage: Eukaryota; Viridiplantae; Streptophyta; Magnoliopsida; Malpighiales; Salicaceae
Product: putative serine/threonine-protein kinase
Exons: 7
Coding region: 1-1137 (378 amino acids)
Biological process (GO): protein phosphorylation
Molecular function (GO): protein kinase activity; ATP binding
Source: RefSeq, a predicted model, not a curated record